Molecule: messenger RNA, 847 nt
Organism: Andrographis paniculata
Lineage: Eukaryota; Viridiplantae; Streptophyta; Magnoliopsida; Lamiales; Acanthaceae
Product: germin-like protein subfamily 3 member 4
Exons: 1
Coding region: 20-667 (215 amino acids)
Cellular component (GO): cell wall
Molecular function (GO): manganese ion binding
Source: RefSeq, a predicted model, not a curated record
UAUUUCUUGCAUCGUCAAAAUGACCAAACUAACCUUCCUAACAUGCGCUCUGAUCAUCGCCUCCGCCGCCGCCAGAGACGCCGACAACCUCUACGACACCUGCCCGGCGGCCAACGCCACCGCAGCAGAUCCCAGGAUCUUCAUCAACGGCCUUCCCUGCAAGGAUCCUUCCGACGUGGCGCCGUCGGACUUCAAGUCGACGCUGCUGUCCCGCGGCGGCGACACCAACGGUUUCUUCCGGUCGUCCACCACCGUCGCCACCGCCGCCGAGUUCGCCGGGCUGAACACGCUCGGGCUGUCGGCUGCCCGUACGGAUAUCGACGUGGACGGAAUUGUCAUGCCGCACGCGCACCCACGCGCCGCCGAGAUGGUGUACGUGUCGGCCGGAGUUGUGGUCGCCGGAUUCUUGGACUCCGGCAGCCGAGUGUUCCAGAAGCGUCUAGAAGAAGGGGACGUGUUCGUGUUCCCUAAAGGGCUUUUGCAUUUCUGCUUCAACUUUGGGUUUGAGAAGGCCACGCUGUUUUCGGUGCUCAACAGCCAGAGUCCGGGACUUCUUAGCAUUACGGGGAAUUUAUUUGGUCGCGAUGGGAGAGAAAGGUUGGUGGAGAAGCUGAGGUCCUUAAAGGGCCGGGACUUCAACGAGGCUGCUGAUUUGUUUGUUUUGUGAAAAUUUUUAUUAUACUAUAUAGAAUUGAUGAGAAAUUGAUUUUUUUUCCCUUUAUUAUUAAUUUUAAUAUUUCUAACUUAUUUCUUCAUGUGUUGUAUAUAGAGAAUUUAUGUUCGACUUGGUGACUUUGUAAUUGAAUUUAAAAUUUGUUAUAAUAUGCUCUGUUGAUUUGUUUCUAAA